This is a messenger RNA of Serendipita indica DSM 11827, 993 nucleotides long. The record is from the annotation of a GenBank genome assembly. Lineage: Eukaryota; Fungi; Basidiomycota; Agaricomycetes; Sebacinales; Serendipitaceae.
AUGAACUCUGUUCCCAAUUUGUUCAAGGGUCUCACCGCCGUCGCAGCCGUCAGCGCAGCUAGCAUCACCUACUUGUACAACACGAACCCAGAAGCAGCCAUGUUUUACUGGAUGCCCUCCAAGACAAACAUUGCCGCCGCAACGGCGUCGAAUGCGCUUUAUAAACCUGCAAAGCGACCCGUCGGUUUAUUUUUCGGCGGUACAUCCGGCAUUGGACAAGCUAUGGCCGAACAAUUUGCGCGCCAAACCAACGGACGAGCCCAGAUUGUCAUCCUUGGUCGAAACGAGCAGGCCGCUCGAGCGAUCAUUGAAGGGUUUCCGAGAACGGAUUCUUCGACUCCGGAAGAAGAAUCUUCCAAGUAUUCGUUUAUCAAAGUCGACGCAACGUCCAUGGCCCAAGUUCGCGAGGUGACUGCCAAACUCUCCAGUGAACUGGACAAAGUCAACUAUAUCGUCGCCACGACAGGAUUCCUGACACUCAAAGGUCGUGAUGAAACAAGCGAAGGUAUCGAUAAAAAGCUGGCGUGCAACUUUUAUGCCCGGUUUCGUUUCAUUUACGACUUGAUGCCGCUCAUCGAAAAGGCUGCAAAUGAUGGAGAAGAGACGGGUGUAUUGAGCGUACUGUCUGCUGGACGUGGUCAACACGUCGAACUCGAUGACCUCGGUCUCGUGAAGCGAUACAGCUUGAGCAAGGCAGAGGGACAUGCAAUCACAUACAACGACGCAGUGAUGAACAACCUCGCCUCAAAGUACCCUAAAAGUCGAUUCUAUCACUCAUUUCCUGGGGCAGUCGAUACACCCAUACUCAAAGCGUUCCCUGGUGCUUCCAUUUUUUAUCCCACACUCAAAGUCCUUGCCAAACCUUUGCUCAUGUCACCAGAGGAAUGCGCUCAGGCAAGCCGACCCAUCUGCCAACUCCUCUCCCUGCUGAUUUGUUUAAUAGGUUAUGUGGUGGAGACUAUGGACGAAAGAAUCUCCAUGGACUACGGGUGA